CUGUCCACCGAGGAGAUGUCCAAAGACCAGCUGGAGGAGCACAUCGUUCGCCUGCGAGAGGAGCUGGACAGAGAGCGGGAGGAGAGGAGCUACUUCCAGCUGGAGAGGGACAAGAUCCAGGCCUUCUGGGAGAUCUCCAAGAGGAGCCUGGAGGAGACGAAGGCCGAGCUGAGGAACAGACACAGGGAGAGAGAGGAGGCGGAGGAGCGCCACCGAGUGGAGAUCACGGUGUACAAGCAGAAGCUGAAGCACGUCCUGUCCGAACACCACGACGCGACCUCCGGGCUGAAGAUGGACGGCGUGGCCUCGACCUCGCUCAUCCAGAACCAGCACACGGAGUCGGAGCUCGGGCUCCGGAGGGAAGUGCACGGCCUGCAGGCGGACUGCAGAGAGAAGAAGCUCCAAAACGAAAACUGCAUCAAGGUGCUCAAACUGAAACACCAGGUGGAGUUAAUGGAGCUGGCGAACGACUACGACAGGAGAAUCAGAGAGAUUGAGGUGAAAUAUCACAAGAAAAUGCAGUCAGUGGUCGAAGCGGAGGGCAAAAAGCGAAGAGCCGAGACGAACGAGCUCGAGGACAGAAUGAAGAGCCGCGUCGUGAGUCUGGUGGAGGACCACGACCGAGCUCUCAGAGGGGCUGAGGAGUACUACUCUGCUGUCCAAACUAAGCUGCUGGUGGAUCAGAAGGUGCUGAAGGAGGAACUUGCGGAGGUGACGAAGCAGCACGCCCGAGCGGACAAAGAGCUUUCAGCAGUUCAGGAGGAGAACAGACGUCUGAGCGAGUCUCUGCAGGAAGCCCAACUGAAGCUGCCCGAGCUCCAGAAACAGCUGGAAGAACACAACCAGACCAAGGCCAAGAUGGCGACGACCAGAGCUCGUGUGAAAGUCAUUGAAAAGGAGCUGAGAGAUCUGACGGUGGAGCACGAGCUGCUGCUGCAGGCGUUUGAAAAGGUUCAGCAGGAGCGUGACGAGCUGUUGAAGAAGCAGACGGAGGCCAUCCUGGACAUCCAGCAGAAGAGCGGACUGAAGGAGUUGUUGCUGGAGAGGAAGUUGGCAGCACUGACAGAAACUCUGGAGAAGAAGGAGGCUCAGCUCUGCACCGCGCUUUCGGUCUCCAACGUCGACCAAACUGCAGUCAGCAACGCCGCCGCCAACAAACUGGAGGAAAUCCUGGAGUCUAAACGCACCGCCAUCAGUGCCUUCCAGAGCGAGCUGGCCCGGGAGUGUCAGGAGUAUGACGACCUGCUGCAGACCUGCAGGGAGAAGCUGGAGGGUCUCAGUGUCCCUCUGUACGACUUCCCCUUCAGGCCCUCAGAGCAGAUCCUGGGUGGAAAGACUCGGGUACCGAACUCUCCUGGACCAGCCUCCAAACACUGAACUCCACCUGCUCUACCUGGACACUCUGAAACCUUCUCUACCUCUCUCUCAUUUCAUAAUUUCCUGAAGAUGUUGCAUGAAUCAUGAAUAAGCAGUUCACAGCUGUUUACUGCAGAUGUUUCUACACAAAUAUAAAUGUCCGUUAUCCUGAAGCUGCUGGUGAUGUUUACCAGGUAAACUCUAAAUCACAAAGAUCAACAUCAUGUUGUCAAACCAAUAAAUGUUUUUAAAUCACAAGAAUUUUUGUUUGAGACUGUCCAUAAAAAAAACUUCCUCCAGUGGGAAUAAAAUCUGUUUGAUGACGAGGCUCAA
This is a messenger RNA of Morone saxatilis (striped sea-bass), 1689 nucleotides long. RefSeq names its product dynein regulatory complex subunit 4-like. Bases 16 to 1377 code for a protein of 453 amino acids. Gene Ontology annotation, molecular function: microtubule binding; small GTPase binding. NCBI's taxonomy places the organism in Eukaryota, Metazoa, Chordata, Actinopteri, Moronidae. Gene Ontology annotation, cellular component: microtubule; motile cilium; Golgi apparatus. The record is from RefSeq and is a predicted model, not a curated record. Gene Ontology annotation, biological process: flagellated sperm motility. The transcript has 10 exons.